UGAGCCAUAGGAAGCAUAACUUUUAAAUCCGUUAUAUUGAUAUUGAAUCAACAAUUGAAACAAAAACCAUUUAUAUUCAAAAAAUUUACAUCUACAUAAAUAAUAAAAAUGAAAAUUCAUUUUUGAAUUAUUCCGUUGUUAAAGAACACGUCACACAAGAUUAUUUCGUAAUACAGCGUAAUGGAUACCUGUGUGAGAGGUUUUUCUUACAUGCCGGAAAAGUUAGAAGCGACCAAUUUAAAGUAUGUUGAUAAUGAGGCCUUGGAACAGACAUGGAAGUCAAGUAGGCGCGAGAGAAAGAAACAACAAGAGCAGAAGAUAUGGGAGGAGUUUGUCAAGGAGCAGGAUAUAAUUAACAGUGUCUGUGCAGGUGUUUCAGACGACCCGUACCAGUUCAUCAACCAGCUGUCCGAAGACAAAAUAAAGGAGCUACUGGAAGCUGAACUCGAGGCCAUGAGGAUGGAGAGAAAGGCCAAUGCAGAGAUUGAAGAGCUAAAACAAAAGGAGAUCCUCGAAAAUUCAAUUGAAACUGGAAACAUGGAGGAGACCUCUGAUAAUCAUCAUGUGGUUUUUAUGGAGGAGAAGGAAGCGGAUGAUGGAGACGUGUUCCAUAUCUACGGUGAUGAUAAGGAUGAUGAUGUUUCUGGUCCUGAAGAUGAGGUGCUGAGUGAUGCGACCACUCCACCGCCCACGGUCAGGGAGAAGCCGGAGGAGUCCCGGGAGCCGGCCCACAAGACCUCAGAUCUUGUAUGCAGUACAAAAUCGAGCGAAAACGUGACGAGCGUUGUAGAAAACAGCAUCUACUGCGCCAAAGUGAAGGAACUGCGAGCGAAGAUAGACGCCGAACUCAACGAUAUUAUCCUCACAUUAGAGACCAAAGACAUUGUGAACCUCGACCCGACCACCAUUCCGAAAAUCAUGAAGAGGUCCACGGAGUUCUGCUCCAGGUUCAGUCGGAAUCACUUGUACCAGCUCUCCAGACAGAUACAAGACCUGCGGCGUCACAACAGUCACCCUUUGCCGUUUGCGAAGAACACUCACUUCCAAUCGCAGAUAGUCCGCGUGGCGUCCCUGCACCAGAACAGCUUACACGCCCUACAGAUAUUCCACAAGUCGAUACAACAGACUGCGUGCAUGGGAGACAGCGGAGAUCUGCUCAAGAGUCUGCUCCAGACGGUGUUAGAGAUGGGGCAAGUGUGCGGCGAGCUGGUGGUGCCGCCUGGCCUCGGAGCCACCAACCUGUACCUCGACGCAAUUCAAUUUUCUUGCGAAAAACUGCAAUGUGUAAUUGAGGAGUACACUCUUAAACUGUCGGAGUUUCUGAACAGCACUGAGAACACGAGUAACUCCUGUUCGAAGAGGUCCAGCAGGUUGAAGACAAAUAUGAAGUCUGCCAAGUGGUCUAAGCCCGGAGGACCAAAAUCAUUUGGUGAGACGGAGCCGCGACUGUCUAUGUACUCCCUGGAUCUGAACCUACACAGUCGCUCCAACAUGCGCGACAACCACUCUGGAGGAACAUCAAAAGUCCGCGCUUGUAUCAGCGGACGAAGCAAGGUGGCCUCCGACUCUACGAAAGCUUCUCCAAGAAAGGGAAAGAAGACCCCUCGGGUUCGACGACCUUUGAUGCGGGACCCCCAGGUGGGCCAACCUCGCUGCAAGCCCACGCGGGAAUCCGACGUCACCACGCUGGUCGAAAGUGUUGCCAAUUGUGAGUCGAGCCAUAUAAGCCCCGAAAAUUCACCACUACAGACUCCUAAAGACAUGACACCUAGGAGACGUACAAUCAAAAAAAUUGUCAAAACUAAUGAGAAAUCCCAAAAAGUCAAAUCUACUCUCAUUAAAUCGUCAAAAGAUGGGCAAAGUCAUAGAGAAUUUAAGAAAGCAACUGACAACGAAUAUGUAGAGGAAUUAGAAUCAGUACGAAUUACCUCCAAGCGAUACAUUGACCUCUUAACUCCCAUAAAUAUUUUGCCUGACCUAGAUACAGCAGAGAAAGCUUACGCCAUAAAUGAUCAAGAGACGGUGAGGUCCAGUAAAAUGACACCCAGAAAGAAUAUGGAGAAAAAGUCCUCCAGAAGUGUACCCAAAAAAGAUGUACACACAGUAACGCCAGACAAUACGCCUAGAAAAAAUAUAGACAAAAUAAAUUCCAAAAAUACACCAAGAAAAGAUCUAGACGAUCGAGCUAUCGAUGUGACACCCAUAAAAGACACAGAUUCACGUAAUAAAAACACACCAAGACAUAUUGAUGAUGUGGGCGGGUCUGAUACAGCAACAACGACCAGGAAAGAUAAUGGACGAAGAGGUGAAAGGGUCAAAAAGGCGUCAGAUGAGCUGGUGGGAUGCGAGGUAUCCAAGUUGCUGUGGCAGCUGUGCGGUGGAGAUAGCGCGGGAAGCAGACAGGAGCGUGUGUCUGGUGCAAAGAAUGCCCAGUUGGUUUGCGUGAGCAGUGGAAGUCCGCGGCAGCCGAGCACGCCACAACUGCUUCGGAUUCUUGAAGAAACAAUACAAAAGAAAACACCAAGAUCAUCGCACCGCAACACCAAGGACUUGGACAAGUUCCGCAUGAACUUGAACAUUCCGGAGGCCAUCAGUGAGGAGCUGUUCCAGUACAGGACGAAGUUCAUUCUCCACAUGCUCACCAGCUCCUUGUAUGCAAAUAGCGCAGUCCACAAGCCUUGGGAAGUGAUUGGCAGGGUCUCGGAAGAAAUAAUUGACGAACUACUGCUGAAGUGCGCUGAUGAUAUGCAACUCAACGAAUACGUGACAAAUAUGUACAAAAGCGAGACUUGUUGACUUUAAUUUUGUUAAGAUGUUUAUGAUAUUUGUGGUUUACUGAUUUUGAUGAAAAUUAUUUUUCAAUA
This is a messenger RNA of Leptidea sinapis, 2864 nucleotides long. RefSeq lists its product as uncharacterized. The record is from RefSeq and is a predicted model, not a curated record. Lineage: Eukaryota; Metazoa; Arthropoda; Insecta; Lepidoptera; Pieridae. The coding region runs from base 181 to 2796 and encodes 871 amino acids. The transcript is spliced from 20 exons.